UCCAAGACGCAACCAAUGCGCUGAUUAUCGCGGACUCGGUGUUGAUGCGCAGCCGACGCUAAAUUGGAUUUUACUCAGCACUUUGCAUGGAGAAACUCUGAGGCUUGAAUCUACUGUUUUUCUGUCGUUUACCUCUGUUGGGAAGUAACUGAGAACUGGAAUGGAACUGAAUCUGUCGAAGAAUGUGAUUUCUUGCGGGGACCCAGGUGGGAUGAAUUUGGACAGAAUCGCAGAGGCAGUGAGAGCGCCGCCGUCCCGCGACGUGGCCCCCGCGUUUCACUUACCGAGAACUUCGAACAACAGUCGAGAAACGUUAGAGAACUCAAGCAGCGAGUCUUCAGACACAGAGUUGGCAGAAAAGGAGAGGAGUGCUGAACACAGGAGCGAUGACGGGAACACGGACGACCCGAAAAAGAAGAAGCAGCGGCGGCAGCGGACUCACUUCACCAGCCAGCAGCUACAGGAGCUGGAAGCCACUUUCCAGAGGAACCGGUACCCGGAUAUGAGCACCAGAGAGGAGAUCGCCGUGUGGACCAACUUGACUGAAGCUAGGGUCCGGGUGUGGUUCAAAAACCGUCGGGCCAAGUGGAGGAAGCGGGAGCGGAACCAGCAGAUGGACCUAUGCAAAAACAGCUACCUGCCGCAGUUCAGUGGCCUCAUGCAACCCUACGAUGACAUGUACCCGGCGUACACCUACAACAACUGGACCAACAAAGGCCUGACCCCAGCGCCGCUCUCCACCAAAAACUUCACCUUCUUCAACUCCAUGAGCCCGCUCACCUCACAGUCCAUGUUCUCUGCGCCCAACUCUAUCUCCUCCAUGACAAUGGCGUCUGGGAUGGGCCACUCCGCCGUGCCGGGCAUGCCCACCCCCGGCCUCAACAACAUCAGCAACCUGAACGGGAUCGGUACGUCCGGGAUCAACUCAGCCAUGUCAUCGUCGGCGUGUCCGUACGGGCCUCCCGGCUCUCCGUACAGUGUUUACCGGGACACUUGUAACUCCAGCCUGGCCACCCUCAGACUCAAAUCCAAACAGCAUCCCACUUUUGGAUACAGCGGCCUGCAGAGUCCCGGGUCGAGCCUGAAUGCUUGUCAAUACAACAGCUGACGGGCCAGAGCGGAAAUAAAAGUAGUAAUAAAUAUAUGUGAUAAACGGACAAGGUGUAAGAGCUUCUAGGCUACCUGCGGAUGGAAAAAGACAACUAAACUGGAUUAGUUGCAAUCAUUUUUUUUUUAAACAAAAAAUGGAUUAUGCGGGUUUUAUGUGUUUACCAAUGAACUUGCACAGCAAUUGAAAUGUCCAAGUUUUUGGAUUUUUUAAAAGAUGAAGACGUGUUACAUUGCUGCAUUGUACAUAUAAAAUGUAAAUAUAUACAGGCUUAACAUAUGACACAGACAAUGGGAUUCUCUUUUUUCUGCUUCACUGAUUUGAAGACUGCUCGACCAAAAAGAAAAACAAAGACUUGCAAAUAACGAACAGAAGUACUGUCGAAUAUUAUCACGAAACCAGACUCAAUGAGAUUCAGAAGAAAUCUAGUCUCUAACUGUACAUAUUUUGUAAUGUUCUUGUGUGCUAUGUACCGUCUAUGCAGGGUGCUUAGGGCCCGUUUCACUCCAAAUGACGCCUCCCGUUCAGUGACUUCUCCUUUCAAUGUUUUUCAUUUUGUUUGCUGAAAAGAAAAAAAAAAAAACACGCAUGUUUAACUUGAGUGCAACGUGUUUUGUACGAUAAUGUAAGACUUUGCCGAAGUUCAUUAAGCUUAAACUGUAUACAAAAAGGUAAUUCUUAUGUGUUUAUGGUAACAUGUUUGUUUGAAUAAACUCCAAAAAAAGA
Sphaeramia orbicularis (orbiculate cardinalfish) is the source of this 1834-nucleotide messenger RNA. RefSeq names its product paired-like homeodomain 1 (gene pitx1). Gene Ontology annotation, molecular function: RNA polymerase II cis-regulatory region sequence-specific DNA binding; DNA-binding transcription factor activity, RNA polymerase II-specific. The transcript has 5 exons. The record is from RefSeq and is a predicted model, not a curated record. Gene Ontology annotation, biological process: anatomical structure morphogenesis; regulation of transcription by RNA polymerase II. Lineage: Eukaryota; Metazoa; Chordata; Actinopteri; Kurtiformes; Apogonidae. Gene Ontology annotation, cellular component: nucleus. The coding region runs from base 161 to 1108 and encodes 315 amino acids.